Molecule: messenger RNA, 2348 nt
Organism: Macrobrachium nipponense
Lineage: Eukaryota; Metazoa; Arthropoda; Malacostraca; Decapoda; Palaemonidae
Product: annexin-B12-like
Exons: 7
Coding region: 307-1017 (236 amino acids)
Cellular component (GO): cytoplasm
Molecular function (GO): calcium-dependent phospholipid binding; calcium ion binding
Source: RefSeq, a predicted model, not a curated record
UUGGUGGAUUACCCCCGCUGGUUGCUAACCGACAAGAAAAAAAAGAGAAAAAGAUGUUUUACUUCCCUACUCCAGUCUACUCCGACGGUUGUCCCACUGACGCCCUUAGAUCCUCAAUACGAUGCGGGGAUCCUUAGAAGGGCAAUCAUCGGGUCCUCAUUGGACAGCGCAGCUCUCAUCGGUCUGCUUACCAACAGGACCAGUGACCAACGGCAGGAGAUUCUCCACCAUUAUCAACAUUCGUUUGGUCAGGAUCUACGACAAGACCUGAAGAAUGCCACCGGCGGUGACUUCCAAACAGUGAUCAUGGCUCUGAUGACUCCCAUGAACAAGUAUUUGGCAAAAGAAAUCCACAGAGCACUGGGCAGCCGAGGGGCAAAGGAACGAACUCUCAUUGAGCUCCUCUGUACCAGAGACAAUGCAUCCAUAAGGGCCAUAAAGGAUGCCUUUUACAACCUUUACGGUAAAAGCCUCGAAGAAAUGGUACAAGAGGGUACUUCGGGGUCCUUCCAAGAGCUCCUCAUUGCCCUCUGCUCCUGCAGUAGGGACGAAAGAGAAUGCGAGGAGGAGGCGGUCGAUCUCGCCCAGCGGUUAUAUCUGGCCGGCGAGGGUCGCAGCAGAACGGGUGAGCCCCAGCUGAGGAACAUCUUGACCUCCCUCUCUCACAAGACUCUCAGGAAGGUCUUUCAGGAAUAUAACAAACUCGCUGGAAAGUCUUUUGGAAACCUCCUGGAGGAGGAAGUCACUGGAGAUAGUCUCAAGGGCAUGUUGGCUGUAUAUUCCAGCAUCCAGAACCCGGCCGUGUUCUUCGCGGAGGCGUUGCACGCGUCGAUGGUUGGCCUUGGAACGCGAGACCGUACCCUCAUCAGGCUCGUUGUGUCUCGCUCCGAGAUAGACAUGGGCGACAUCAAGGUUCAGUAUCACAACUUGUACGGAAGAACGCUGGAAAAGGAUAUCAAGGGCGACACAUCUGGCGAUUACAAGAGGACGUUACUUGCACUUAUUGGAGCUUCCUAACUAAAAUCUCUGCUGUUAUUUUCAAUUUGUUCGUCUCCCUCUUAUUCUCUGCCUCAUACAACAAUGUACCUUCAUCCCUUUAAACACAAGGCGACUCAAAGUAGCAAAAAGUAUAAAAAAUUAUCUUAAACUAAAAAAAGUAGCAAAAACUAUAAAAAAAAUAUCUUAAAGUAGCAAGUAUAAAAAAAAAUAUCUUAAACCAACCUGGCUAAUUUUAGGUCUGUCUAACGUGUAUGGGAGUACAGAGGUAUAUGAGAAAUCCCAGUGUUUGCCACUGAUAAAUUACUCUCACCAGUGAGAGUAACUCUAGAUUUUACUCUAGAAUUUCAAAUUGUUAAUCAACGCCAAAAAUGUGUUCCUCAUCACUGUCAAAUAUCGAGCUCAAAACUCUGUUAGCGUUCAUCAUUAGUAAGAACAUCAUUAUCACUCAUUACCAUUGUAAUCACGAGUAACAAUGCAAUCAUUUUCAUCAUUAAGAGAAAUUGUAAUCAUCAUCUAUCAACUGCAUUAUCAUUAUCGUCGCUAUCACCAGCAGCAUCAUUAUCUUCACUAUUCGUUCACGUCGUAGUCAUUAUCUCAGCAUCAUAAUUAUAACUGUCAUAAUCAUAAUAGACUUUACCACACUAAUUGGUAUCUGAACGCUUAGGAUGAUUUUAAUUGUAAGAGUAGCAGGUUAUUCAAGCCCGGAGAAGCAUCGAGGAGCUUCCUAUACUGAAGAAGAAGAAGAAGAAGAAGAAGAAGAAGAAGAAGAAGAAGAAGAAGAAGAAGAAAUGUUUAACCAGUUUCCAGUGUCUCAGAAGACUCAGGGUUCCUGAAAAUCUCCAGACGUUUCAGCCAUUGAUAUCCAGAAUGUUUUUUUUUUUAUGUGAAAUAUUAACCAAAUCAACGUUGUCAAUUUUAUUAUUGGUCCAAUAGCAACAAGAUCUCAUGUCGAUGCUGUCUUACGUGAUCGUAUGGCGAAAUCAGUAGCGUAAAAGAUUCAGAAUCAGUGAGAAUAUUUGUCUCUGAUUUGAAUGCAAAUGAUCGGAGACCGAUAUGAAGACAGAAAAUGUCUCUCUCCCGCCUUCAUUUGGCAUUGAAAAGUUAGUAAGACUCGGAAUCAGAACCUAUAACCGAUAGGGAGGGAGAGAGAGAGAGAGAGAGAGAGAGAGAGAGAGAGAGAGAGAGAGAGAGAGAGAUUCCUGACUCAUGUUUCUCCGCAAUGAAUCUCACUUUGAUGCAUAAACAAGGAUGAAAUUUCCCAUUGAAGAGUUAAGAAAUUAAGAGCAUUAUUCACAUGUAUAGUUGUAAUUACUGUGUUUCAAAAGAAAGAAAAAAAUGUUUAGAAAUUA